Messenger RNA from Maniola jurtina (meadow brown), 1748 nucleotides. RefSeq names its product ommochrome-binding protein-like. Bases 453 to 1280 code for a protein of 275 amino acids. Lineage: Eukaryota; Metazoa; Arthropoda; Insecta; Lepidoptera; Nymphalidae. Gene Ontology annotation, molecular function: protein binding. The record is from RefSeq and is a predicted model, not a curated record. The transcript has 2 exons.
UUUAUAAAAGAAAGCAGUUCUUACAAAAGUAAAAUUUUAUUAUCUUAUGUUAUAUCUAGAAGUACUAACGUUAUCAUAUAAAAGAAAUAAAAUAAACAAAGAUAACGCUAAAAAUAAAUUACUUCCGGAAUCGGUGAAAUCCUUUAUUUUUCGAUGGACCAUCCGCAUUGGAGUGACGCCACAGUGUAAAAAUGACAAGAAUAUUAAAAAAAAAAAUAAGCAACAAAAUAAUAAGUCUUGAUUUAUUUUAUCACGUCAUGGUUACAAUUUAUUAGAAUUCGUUUGUAUAGUCAUAAAGUGUGGCAAAGGGAAAUAACCCAGUCGACUAAUAGGUAUAAAGGAAAAAACAGAAAUUAUUAUUUCCAUUAAAUAUGAAAGGAUAACGUAUUGCAGUUAUUUUGAAGAAAUACCUGUAUAUACUUUUAAAUUCAAAUCAUAAAUUGUUGACAGCCAUGGAAAGAAAGAUAAAGACGACAAUUUUUUUAUCAUUAUUAGUGGCUUGUGGCGCAGAAACACGAAUGAUUAAUGAAAGUUGUUAUGGUGGUUUUAAAAAUGCUAAAAAAGAAGUGUUGAAAAAUGAUAUAAGCAGCCCAUAUCAAUUGGCAAUUGAUUACGACACAAAUACUCUAUUUUUUAGUUACACCCGGGAAGACAGCGAAAAAUCAACAUUUGAAUCUGCGUACAUUAAUCUGAAGACUAAUGAAUUUAAUAUUAUAAAAGGGAUUAAGGGUGGGUUUGCAAAUGCAAUAGACCAAGAAAAUCAUAUUGUUUACUUAGGUGGAGAGAACGGAAUAUAUAAAUUUGACUAUAAAACAAAUUUAGCAAAGCAUAUUGACGGGACCAGUGGUAAAAUUUGGCAAAUGUUCUUCAAAAAAUACCUUUAUUAUACAACGUAUCCAGAAGAAGAAGUUUACAUAUUUAAAAAUGGCCAGUCUUAUAAAGUACCUCAACUAAGUCAUACCAGAGGAAUGCUGAUCGCUAUAGAUAAUGCUGAUAACAUUUAUUUUUCAAACUCAUCAGGACUAUUUAUCUGUGCAGACAUAUCUAAUAUCACUAAUAUUGGUGAUUAUAAUAUCAACGGUUUCACUUCAGAUGUAAACGGAAAUUUAUUCUUCUCAACCCCUAAUGGUAUAUAUGCUAUCGAUAGCAACAAUAAAUCUGUGAAGCAACUAGUUUUAAUAGAUGACAUUUAUGGUGUUGCUGUAGAGCAUAAUGGAAACAUAAUUUAUGCAUCAGAAGAUAGCAUUGUUAGACUAGAACCAACAAAAACACAGCGCUAAAGAAAAUGGUAAUAGCUUCGUAAUGGCAUUAUAAAUAAACGGUCAUUUUCCAUUUAAAUAUUCAAAAUAAGUCUCAAGCGUUUGCUAUAAUGUAAUUGAAUUUAAGAAUUGAGAUAGAAAGUAGUAACUUCAGUACGUGAGUUGAAAAUAAAGUCGUGAUAAUAAAACCCGUUCUGUAGGACUCACAAAGGCUUUGCGCUUCCAACAAACAUAGAUAAUUUAUUGUUAACAGGCGCCAACCUGUACCUAGAAUGUAGGUACUAUUUAGUAACCUGUGGUAUUAUAAUAUUUAUCUUAUGAAAUUGAGUAACCAGAGCAAUUUAUCGGGUAUAUUUUUUAUGAGAUGUGUGCGUAUCAUUUUUUAUCUAAGAGGGGUCUCUCCGUCACUCGCUUCAUACAAACGUAGUUCCAAUUUCAUUUGAAUAUUAAGCAACCAAGGUCCAUGAAAUGAAGACAUAUUCUAAAAAC